This is a messenger RNA of Haliotis rufescens (red abalone), 581 nucleotides long. RefSeq lists its product as uncharacterized. The transcript has 5 exons. The record is from RefSeq and is a predicted model, not a curated record. The coding region runs from base 120 to 488 and encodes 122 amino acids. NCBI's taxonomy places the organism in Eukaryota, Metazoa, Mollusca, Gastropoda, Lepetellida, Haliotidae.
UGAAAACACCUGAAGGUAAACAUGUCGUCAGGUGGCAUGUAAUUACUGGCACGCUAUAUAUACCCCACUCGGAAUUACAUUUGUACAACAGUUCGUCAUUUAGCAUUCAACUUGCAAAGAUGAAGAUCGCACUCAUCCUCCUGGUCUUGUCUGUCGUGGUGGCCCUGCCCGGAGCAGAAUCCUGGGGAAUAAGACGAAUAGUUCGUGAUGUGGCCAGAACGGCGACAAGGGUUGCCCGUACUGUCACGAACACGGCUUCAAGGGUUGUACGUACCGUUGGCAGAAGGCUUGUUGUUGGUAAGCGAGAUAUAACUGUGGGCGACGUUGAUGAUGACGUUGAUGUCAGUGACGAGGAGAUACUGCAGACACUGGCAACCAGAGACGUGGAGGACCUCAUCGAGAACGGCUUCAUCUCAGGGGCAGACAAUGAUGACUUCAGUCUCCACCAACGUCAACGCAGAGAGGAUUUGGAUCACGAGGAAGAGUGAAGCGUUUCUGAAGAUUCCUUGGCACCAUCCCAUACCCCGGAUCCUGUUCGAAAUGUGGAAUUGAUAACAUGAAUAAAGUCAGGGCAUUAUAAA